Spizellomyces punctatus DAOM BR117 is the source of this 1056-nucleotide messenger RNA. RefSeq lists its product as uncharacterized. The transcript is spliced from 2 exons. NCBI's taxonomy places the organism in Eukaryota, Fungi, Chytridiomycota, Chytridiomycetes, Spizellomycetales, Spizellomycetaceae. Bases 208 to 867 code for a protein of 219 amino acids. The record is from RefSeq and is a predicted model, not a curated record.
AGGAGUUAAAAUAUCCUCAAAUUGAGGCAACAAUGGCGGAGCUCAUUCCCAAAAUAAAAGAUAGUUAUCGACUUUACGGACUUGCUUUUACCUUACUUUUUGUGUUUCUCCCUUUUAUUCAGGGCAAGAUCACUGCCUUUCUACAUUAGUAUUUUGUACAUAUUCCCCAACAACAAUAUUGCUCUAAAAGAAAACACACGCGCACAAAUGCCCUCUGAAUCCCACUCCUCCUCCAACGCACACACACUCGCAACACCCUGGCUCCGCGCAGUCCGUAUCGCCACAGAUUGGCACCUCUCUACCCGCCCCAACGAACGAGUAGACGAAAGUGAAGCGGAUCUACAAGCUCUCUUGUACAAUCUGUCAACCAUAUCUGGAGCGUUAUUGCACACUGGAAACACCCGACCAUACACAGAUGACGAACGAGUCGAGUCAACAUUCGAUGACGAUGUUGAUCAUGUCGAUCAAGAGUAUUCGCUUUAUCGGCGUCGAUAUGCGGAUACACAUACCGUGGAUAUCAUCAUGGACCCAGGCGACGAUGCAACUAUUCAGUCGGAACGGGGAUAUAAAUAUCAGAUUGUCAAACCUUUACGACGACGGGCACACAUUCGUCGCCAAGCACAUCACCCAUGCAGUAAUAGCAGUCCACCAUCCCAUGCGCCUACGUAUGCUCAGUUUGGAGCUCCCCAAGAGUCAAGUGCCGUUCCUACAUUUGUAUACUCCACACUACCUCUAGCAGGAAAACUACGAAAGAAAACAUCCAUUCAUCGGACGGGCAGUGCGCAAUUGUUGCAUCGACCACGACGGUACCCACCAGUCUUACCACCUCCUAGAGUAGACUCGCUGCAUGGCAUGGACCCACUCUAAAGAUGUCUACGCCAACUCUCUCUGUACAUAGUAGAACGUAAAUUAGAAGGACAUGAGACGUGUGAGAUGCACUGUGGCAAAUCCUUGUCCAUUCCGCCCUCAUUUCAUACAUGUAUCUGCCCACAUUCUCAAGACAAAAUCAAUCAAUCAAAAAUCAAAGCACACGAAAUAAAUCAAUUUCUCAGAGGA